This is a messenger RNA of Peromyscus californicus insignis, 3478 nucleotides long. RefSeq names its product transmembrane protein 18 (gene Tmem18). Bases 38 to 406 code for a protein of 122 amino acids. The transcript is spliced from 5 exons. Lineage: Eukaryota; Metazoa; Chordata; Mammalia; Rodentia; Cricetidae. The record is from RefSeq and is a predicted model, not a curated record. Gene Ontology annotation, cellular component: nuclear membrane.
GUCAGAAGCCUUCCCGGUCAGCAUCCCCGCGGUGAUCAUGGAGACUGACUGGACAGAGCCGUGGCUCCUAGGGCUUGUCACCUUCCACCUGCUGUGCCUACUUCUCACAUGCUUCUCAUCACAGAGGUAUAAACUACAGAUUGGACACUUCCUGUGCUUAGUAGGGUUAGUCUAUUGUGCUGAGUAUAUCAAUGAAGUGGCUGCAAUGAAUUGGAGAUUGUUUGCAAAAUACCAGUAUUUUGAUUCCCGGGGGAUGUUCAUAUCUAUCGUGUUCUCAGCACCACUGCUGUUCAAUGCUAUGGUCAUUGUGAUUAUGUGGAUACAGAAGACUUUGAAUGUGAUGUCUGACCUAAAGAGCUUGCAAGCAAAGAGAAAGGAGAGAAAAAGGAGAAGAAAAGAAGAAUAAUGCCUCACUGUUGCUGUGGACCUUGUUUUUCCUACAACUUGGUUGUUUCCAGCUGUAAGCUUCACAUGGCCCAGAUGUCCUCUGUCACCUGACUCAUGGUUUGGAAAAUGGUUCUUAUAUUUUACACCCACAAAGAUGGAGGCCUCACUAAAGCUGUUUCUUAAAAGAGCUAACGAUGUCACCUUAAUGUAUGUUGAAUGUGGACCCACAUUUGCAUGGUGGGAGCUUUCUGGUUUAGCCACAGGAAGAAACUUGCACAGCUUUUCACAGUUUGCUGGUAGACCUCAUUAUAUAACUAGAGUUCACUCAAUUUUGAGUGUGGAAACAAAAAUAAACAGCGCCAUCCUGCUGUGGCACCACUACCUACUCACUCUCCUGUUUCUACCCUGUAGUGGUCGCUCUCAGUUAAGAGUUAUUUUGAAACUGGGCAGUGGUGGCUCACACCUUUAAUCCCAGCAUUUGGCAGGCAGAGCCAGGUGGAUCUCUGUGAGUUCAAGGCCAUCCUGGGCUACAGAAUGAGUUCCAGGAGAGGCACAAAGCUACACAGAGAAACCCUGCCUCGAAAAACCAGAGAGAGAGAGAGAGAGAGAGAGAGAGAGAGAGAGAGAGAGAGAGAGAGAGAGAGAGACUUUGAUGACAUUUGUCACCACAGAUGGGCAUGGUACUGGUGUCUGUUGGGUAGAGACUAGGAUGCUGGACAUGGUACUGGUGUCUGUUGGGUAGAGACUACAGAGCACAGGACAGCCCCAUCAUGGAAUAUUGUUCUGUAUAUAAUGUCAGCAGUACCCUGGCUGAGGGAACUGUGGGACAGGUUUGGAAAAGAAUGCAGUAUAUCAGUUCCCAUGAAGCUAAGCCUCUAAAGAAUCGAGUUGGGACUAUGCCACUGAAAAUGUUUUGUUUAAAAAUACUAAUCUAGAAUGGGAGCUGUAAAGUCAAGACUCCAUGGAAAAUAGUAUGUCAAAUGAACCAUUUGGUUUUGUUUUUUCUGGGUACAAAAUUAUAAAUACUUGCAUACUCGGUGAAUGACUUAGUUGUUUCUACACAGACUGUGACAAGUGCAGACCAGUUCUUCCUGAGUGUCACAUGCUGGGGUUUGUCGAGCACAGAGAAGGGCUUAUAGCUUCUCUUCUGUUUUCUCAGAUAUCCUUAGUGUUUAUGGAAUCUGGAGCAAUAAAUCUCCAGAAAUUGCAAAUGACUGGAGACUCAGAAACAGUAUUUAAUACUGGGAAUUCUGUAGACUCUUAGCUUUAGUUUAAAGAAAUAAUUUGUAUUUUCUUUAUUUAAUAGGAGUUUUUUCCUUCCUAAAUGAAACAUUCUUCAAAGUUCUAAAGUAAAAAUCUAGAUAAAAGUAUUUAAAAGGUUAAAAGUAGACAGUUCGAUAGAUUACAGUUAUGUUCUUAAAUCCAGAUACUCAGUUUUAAAUGUUUAUGAACUCUUAGUAGAAAGCCUACUGACUGAAUUGUGAAUCUGAUAAUCCUAAGGUGUGAGUUUGUGGCUCCUUCAUGAAGCCACUGCAGCACUUAACCUAAAUUGUGUUCUCAUUUCUUGAUUUGUUCCAUUUUUACAUUAAACUAAAGUACCAAAGGAAAUAGCAUAGUAUAGUAAGUCAGUUUUAAAUUUAAAAUCACACUGUUAAGUCAUGGACAUUGCAUCUAAGGGUAUAUCUAAUUGUGUGAUUCUGAAAAUUACUGGUUCAGGUUGUUCAAUCAUUUUUAUGGUUACAAAGGCAUUCACAAUAACAUUGAUUAGUUUCACAGAAAAUAAGAACAAAUUGGUCAAUUAUAUUUGGUUAGAUAAAUCUGAAGCAGGAGAGUGUCAAAUAGGUCUAGAACUCACCAACCAGAUCUGUUCCCCUUGACCUUUGUGUCCAAAGCUUGUGCAAAAUGGGUCAGAGAGGGGUUGAGUAGCCUGAGUUCUGGCUUUGUCCAGGGCAGCUUCAUGGGUGUUGGAGAGACUAGAGAGGAACUAGGGCACUUGUGGAUUCUGUACAUUUUAAGACAACACUUACCAAUCACACAUUGUUUGGACUGCCUGUAUUUGGAACCAUCCAACUUAAUCUAUUUUUCUCUGAUAAAAUAGUACAAAGGUAUUGUUUACUUCGCCAUGUGUUGAUAUUAAUACUAUAAUAACUAUGAUAUUAAUACUAUUAAUAUCUAUGACCUUGACUUUUAGGCUUUUGUGCCUUGUGUCUGCAUAUGUGGUUGUGGAUGCACAUGUGCUUUACUUUUUUUAAAAAAAAGGAAUAUUUUGGGUUGGAGAGAUGGCUCAGUUAGUACUUUCCUUUUAAGCAUGAAGACCUAAGUUUUAACUCACUUAAAAUUUGUGCACAAAUUAUAAUCCCAGUGCUGGAGAUGUGGAAAUAGACAGAUGUCUAGAGUUCCCUAACCAGCCAGCCUACUUGGCUAGCUCUAGGCCAGAGACUGUCUCAAAAAUGAGAUGGGAACUUACAGGAUAGCUCAGUGAGUAGAGGUGGUUGCUGCUAAGCAGUACAGUCCAAGUUCAGUUCCUGGAAAACCCACUUGCUGAAAGGAAAGAACCAACUCCUACAGGAUGUCCUCUGACUGUACACACACACACACACACACACACACACACACACACACACACACACACAAGUAGAUGUUUAAAAAAAAAAACAUAGUAGGCAUUCCUGAGGAGCAACACCUGAGGUGGUUCUCUAGCUUUCACACUUGCAUGAAUAUUGGUACACACAUAACACAUAAACAAAUGUUUUGUAUUUUAUGAAACUCACACUCAGUGGCUAAAAUUAUACUUUGAGGAAUUGUCGUAAUAUUGUCCUUAUAUUAAGGAAAACCCUGCAAGCCAGAAUUAUGAACAAGCAAUUGGGUUUGUCAGUGCAGCUCUGAGGAUUUUACAGAUUUGACCAGUGCUGUGUUCACACUUCUGUACUGCAAGGUUCUCAGGCAAUCUGAGAGACAUAAGGAAAUAUUCUUUUACUGAGUAGUUAUGGAAAGCAAAGGCCUGUGAUAACCAUUUUACACAUUCUACCUAUUAAACCUUAUGUUUGUUGAUUACUGCGCAUUACUAUACAAUAAAAUAUGUUUGAUAAUA